AUGGGUUCAGGCGGCAACAUUGGUUCAGGGCAUAACAUGGGUUCAGGCGGCAACAUUGGUCCAGGGCAUAACAUGGGUUCAGGCGGCAACAUUGGUUCAGGGCAUAACAUGGGUUCAGGCGGCAACAUUGGUCCAGGGCAUAACAUGGGUUCAGGCGGCAACAUUGGUCCAGGGCAUAACAUGGGUUCAGGCGGCAACAUUGGUCCAGGGCAUAACAUGGGUUCAGGCGGCAACAUUGGUUCGGGGCAUAACAUGGGUUCAGGCGACAACAUUGGUCCAGGGCAUAACGUGGGUUCAGGCGGCAACAUUGGUCCAGGGCAUAACGUGGGUUCAGGAGGCAACAUGGGCUUGCAGCUGUUGCCUCCGUCAGCCAUCAUUAAAGGACAUUAG
Molecule: messenger RNA, 390 nt
Organism: Homarus americanus (American lobster)
Lineage: Eukaryota; Metazoa; Arthropoda; Malacostraca; Decapoda; Nephropidae
Product: abscisic acid and environmental stress-inducible protein-like
Exons: 1
Coding region: 1-390 (129 amino acids)
Source: RefSeq, a predicted model, not a curated record